AAAAUGGAUCCGGAUCCGAAUACUUACCCUCUCCUCUCUUACGUCAUCACCCACCUCGCUUCCGUCAAACCCUCCGCCAUCAAUUCGCCACAAAUCGUGAGCCAAAUGCCCCACCUAUCCCGUCCCAACGUCAUCACCUCGAUGAAAGAUGCAGUCUCCGAUGUGUCCAAAGCCCGCUCCUUUAUCCAAAAUCUAGGCCCACGUCCUGACAAAGAGCUCAUUGAUAAGGCCCGAUCCAAACUCGCGGAAAUCGAAUCCAGUCUCGUCGUAUCCUUGGAAGAAUUGUUCUUGUGUCCUCGACCCGGUGAGGUGGAUCUACUCGAGUGGCGGGCCUUCUUGGCGGAACAGGAGCUUGAGAUUCGACAAGAUACCGACGGAGAGAAACGUCCUCAGCUUUUGAUUUUGCAAUUGAAUGAGAUGCACGAGGCGUACGUGAAACUACUCAAGGAAGCGGAAGAGAGGUUGGUUAAGAUUUACGAGGAUGAGGCGGAAAAUUCCGACGAAGCUAAUGCGGAGCUCGCUAGGAUAUUACAGGAAGCGGAAGGGAAUCCACCGGAAAGAAUAUAUUUAUCCGAAAGAAAGCUCCGAUCUCUUCCGCCGGAGUUCGGGAAUAUUAAUAGCUUGCUUUUGCUUAAUCUUUCCUCUAAUGAGCUUAAGGUUAUUCCCGAGUCCAUUGCUAGAUUAGAAAACCUGGAAGAGCUUAAUCUUUCUUCCAAUCUUCUGGAAUCACUACCGGACCCGAUUGGAUUGCUUCGGAACUUGAAAAUCUUUAACGUUUCUGGAAAUAAACUUAAUUUCGUACCCGACACCAUUUGUCUUUGCAGAUCUUUGAUAGAAUUAGAUGUGAGCUUCAAUUCCCUGUCAUGCUUGCCAACUCAUCUCGGCAGAUAUUUAGGUAAUCUACGAAGGCUUUCGAUUCAUUUUAACAAGAUUCGAUCCCUGCCUUCUUCUAUCGGUGAUAUGAGUGCUUUGUGUUUCCUGGAUGCUCACAUGAAUGAACUUUCUGGCCUUCCCGAUGAGAUCGGGAGAUUGACAAAUCUUGAGAUCCUCAACCUGAGCAGUAAUUUCACUAAUUUGACGCAACUUCCCAACACGAUCGGUGGAUUGAUCAAUCUUAAAGAGCUUGAUCUCAGUCACAACCAGAUUCAGGCUCUCCCCUAUACAUUCGGCCGUCUCGACAAGCUAGCGAAACUCAAUUUGCUACACAAUCCUCUCGACAUUCCGCCUCCGGAAGUGAUAAACGAAGGUGUCGAGUCAAUAAAGAAUUACAUGCACGACUUACUUGUUGAGGAAGAAAGAAAGAGCAGCCUAGAGGGAAAUGAACAGACACAGAACGGGUGGUUAACACGCGGCGGCUCGUGGUUGAUGAGUUCAGCUUCAUUCGUCGGUGGAAGCAUCUCGGGCUACCUUAUCGGAGGUGCUCCCAAGAACGCCGCCUAUCUUGAGGAAGCACGAUAAUUUCAUAGUCCAUCUUUAA
This is a messenger RNA of Hibiscus syriacus, 1477 nucleotides long. RefSeq names its product plant intracellular Ras-group-related LRR protein 9-like. Bases 4 to 1458 code for a protein of 484 amino acids. The transcript is spliced from 3 exons. NCBI's taxonomy places the organism in Eukaryota, Viridiplantae, Streptophyta, Magnoliopsida, Malvales, Malvaceae. The record is from RefSeq and is a predicted model, not a curated record. Gene Ontology annotation, molecular function: protein binding.